AUGCUUUUGAAGAGUGUUCGCAUUGGCUUGACGCUGGAAGAGGUGGCUGCACAAGGUACCCUUCUGGCAACCACACCGAGACCAGUAACGCCGAGGCCCAAUGUUUUUACUCCAGUUCCUCAUGCACCGGCUCAACAGGAGCCAGAUGUGCAAACGUCAGAAGUCGGGGCCCUGGACCAUGCAGUUGAAGUAGUUAAUGUUGUUGAAGAUUUUGAAAGCGCAAAAGAAGAGCAAGAAAAUCUUGAAAACCUUGAACGUUUUGCAUGUGACAUCAGCCUGUUCGGAGAAGAGGCAGUGAAAGAAGGAGUUGUCCAAAUCGAUAGCUCAAGCGAAAGUGAUGAAAGCUCACCAAGUGAGAGUUCUUCUACAGAGUCUUUGCAAUCCAAAAGGGAUCCAGUUUGUUUCACUGAAUUUGUUCCUGAAGGAGUUGAAUUUUACAAGCAUGUGAAAACUUCACGUGUACAUCGAGCCCGUCGAGGCAAGGAGUGCACCGAUUGUGGACGCAAGUUGAACAGCAAUUUCAAGAAGCUUGAAUCUGAGAUUCAUGUACGCCUCCCCAAGUGUUGGAACUGUUUUCCACGAGCGGAGGGGAGGAUUCGUUCACGAGCUGAUGCUAUAGAGCAUCUUGAUUCCGCCUUGAAAAGGAUAAGGCGCUGA
Messenger RNA from Durusdinium trenchii, 657 nucleotides. Lineage: Eukaryota; Dinophyceae; Suessiales; Symbiodiniaceae. The record is from the annotation of a GenBank genome assembly.